This is a messenger RNA of Carlito syrichta (Philippine tarsier), 3564 nucleotides long. RefSeq names its product RNA binding motif protein 46 (gene RBM46). The transcript is spliced from 6 exons. The record is from RefSeq and is a predicted model, not a curated record. Gene Ontology annotation, cellular component: nucleus. The coding region runs from base 97 to 1554 and encodes 485 amino acids. NCBI's taxonomy places the organism in Eukaryota, Metazoa, Chordata, Mammalia, Primates, Tarsiidae. Gene Ontology annotation, molecular function: mRNA binding.
ACCGACUGGUCCCCGAAACGGUGGCGGCGGCGGUUUGUGUCGUUGGUCCCCGAGAUUUAGGACCAACAUUUGGAGACCCUAAGGGGAACUGCAACCAUGAAUGAAGAAAACAUAGAUGGAACAAAUGGGUGCAGUAAAGUUCGAACUGGUACUCAGAAUGAGGCAGCAUUACUUGCUUUGAUGGAGAAGACUGGUUACAACAUGGUUCAAGAAAAUGGGCAAAGGAAAUUUGGUGGUCCUCCUCCAGGUUGGGAAGGGCCACCUCCACCCAGAGGCUGUGAAGUUUUUGUAGGAAAAAUACCUCGUGAUAUGUAUGAAGAUGAGUUAGUUCCUGUAUUUGAAAGAGCUGGGAAGAUAUAUGAAUUCCGACUUAUGAUGGAAUUUAGUGGUGAAAAUCGAGGCUAUGCUUUUGUGAUGUACACUACAAAAGAAGAAGCCCAGUUAGCCAUCAGAAUUCUUAAUAAUUAUGAGAUUCGACCAGGGAAGUUUAUUGGUGUAUGUGUAAGCUUGGAUAAUUGCAGAUUAUUUAUUGGAGCUAUUCCCAAGGAAAAGAAAAAAGAAGAAAUUUUGGAUGAAAUGAAGAAAGUUACAGAAGGAGUUGUUGAUGUCAUUGUCUAUCCAAGUGCAACAGAUAAGACCAAAAAUCGUGGUUUUGCAUUUGUUGAAUAUGAAUCUCACAGAGCUGCUGCUAUGGCGAGGCGGAAACUAAUUCCAGGAACAUUCCAGCUGUGGGGCCAUACCAUUCAGGUAGAUUGGGCUGACCCAGAGAAAGAGGUUGAUGAGGAAACCAUGCAGAGAGUUAAAGUUCUCUAUGUAAGAAAUUUAAUGAUCUCAACUACAGAGGAAACAAUUAAGGCAGAAUUCAACAAAUUUAAGCCUGGCACAGUUGAACGAGUAAAGAAACUUAGGGAUUAUGCUUUUGUUCACUUUUUCAAUCGAGAAGAUGCAGUGUCUGCUAUGUCUGUUAUGAAUGGAAAAUGCAUUGAUGGAGCAAGUAUUGAGGUAACAUUGGCAAAACCUGUAAAUAAAGAAAACACUUGGAGACAACAUGUUAAUGGUCAGAUUAGUCCCAAUUCUGAAAGUCUGAUUGUGUUUGCCAACAAAGAAGAAAGCCACUCAAAAACUCUAGGCAAGCCACCAGCUCUUCCUGCUCGUCUCAAUGGUCAGCAUAGCCCAAGCCCCCCUGAAAUUGAAAGAUGCACUUACCCUUUUUUUCCAGGAACAAAGCUUACACCAAUUAGUAUGUAUUCUUUAAAAUCCAAUCAUUUUAAUUCUGCAGUAAUGCAUUUGGAUUAUUACUGCAACAAAAAUAAUUGGGCACCACCAGAAUAUUAUUUAUAUUCAACUACAAGUCAAGAUGGGAAAGUACUCUUGGUAUAUAAAAUAGUUAUUCCUGCUAUUGCCAAUGGAUCCCAAAGUUACUUCAUGCCAGACAAACUCUGUACUACCUUAGAAGAUGCAAAGGAACUGGCAGCCCAGUUUACAUUACUUCAUUUGGACAGGGAACACAGUCUCUUCAACCUGGACUUGUGUAGAAGAAUUUGGAGAAAAUAAACAGGUCCUUUGUGAUGUUGCUUGAGCUUAUUCUCCUGCAGUUGAUCUCAUUCCUGUUGGCUAAACCUUAAGUCCCAUGACAACAUUAAGUUAAUGUUCCUAUGUUUUAGGCCUCAUCUAGAGUACCAGGACAAUAUUAUAGAAAAAACUGCCUGUAUGUUAGGUGACCUAAUUUUUAAAAAAAAUCUUUUUAAAAUGAUGAUUUUAUAGUCAUUGUCACACCCUUGGUUUAUUCUACACUAAAGAACAUAGUUGAGUUUUUGGAAGUACAGGAUUUACAAAUUUGGUCUUAAUAUACACACAUAUAAAUGUUACAAUUAAUGAAGUAAGAAAUUGCUUAAGAUGAAUGUUUAUUGUGGAACAGUAAUAUUUCAAAUAUAUUUUUAAAUAAUUUGGUUUAAUAUUUGGAUUUAUAUGCUGUAAGUUGAUAAUGGUUUCUUGAUGUUCAUUUUAUAAAGAUGAUUCAUUUUACUGUUUUAUGAUACUAAUAGGACUCUAACGUUAAAUUGAUGUGUUAAGUUAUACAAAUGUUUAUAUUUGUAUUUAAAUGAUGAAAUAUUGGACAGUUAGUUUAUACUAAAUAUUUUUGUGAUCCUGAGUGAAUGUUCCUGCUGGUUUGAUGUCUAAUGGUUUCAAAAAAAAAAAAGCAAACAUGAAUUAGCUGUUUUUUUUACAUCUGUUCUUCAUAGACUAUACCCCUUAAUGUCAGAACCAAAUUUAAAGGAAGUUUCUUUUUUUUUUUUCGUGAAGCAAGAGAAAUCAGGGGCUUUCUUUUUCAAUAAUAAAAACAAUAGAUAUCCAAUAAUUCAUUCUAGUAAGAUCUCUAAAGCACGUGUCAGUGAAGAAAACGUAAUACUGAUUGAUAAAACUCUCAGGAUUUGCAAUGCAGUGAAUGCUGAAAUAAUCUUUACUAGUAAUGUAGUAUUAUCAGAAUUUUGAAUGUUAGAGCAUUAUGUUAAAAUGUGAUUAUAGUUUUAAUGCUUUGUGUGUUUGAAUUUGUGUCUGUAAAGAUGUGCAGCAUAAUUGUUCAUGUAUUUAUUUACAGACUACACUUUCCGUCGCAGCUCAGUAAAUAGUCUUUCCCCUGUUAGUGCUACCCUCUCUUCUGGGACUCUCAGCGUGCUUCCUUAUACUUCAAGGCCUUAUUCUUAUCCAAGCUACCCCUUGUCACCAACAAUAUCACUUGUUAAUGGCAGCCAUGUUGGACAGCGACUAUAUAUCUCCAAUCAGGCCUCAUUCUUCUGAAGAAAAUAUUGUAAACAUUAGUAUGAAAACUCUAUUUGUGUAAAACAUGCAAAUGAAAAUAGUUUUAUUUUAAAUUGGCUUUGUACAUUUGGCUUUAAAAAGAUAAUAUAUUUAUUCCAGUAUUCCAGCAUACUGAACAUCAGCUAUAAUUCAGAAUAGCAGAGUUGUAGAAUUUAUAAGAAUGCAAAGUUAAAGAAAGUUAUUCAGUGGUUUCUCUUGAUAAAGGUGUAUUAAACUACUAUUCUUUUUACACUUUUGGAAUUUCCUUCUAAUUCCUGAGUAGGUAGUACAACUCAGUAGUUUAUGUUAAUUUUUUGAAUAAUAACUUUGCUAAGUAGCAUUUUACAAAUAUUAAAGCACUUGAAGACAAUGGUUAUAUGAGAUUUGAUUACCAAGGAUCACUAUCUGUAUUGGAGAUUAGAAAAAUUAUAUGACCAGAAGCAUCUAACUAUUAUGUAGAAAGAAAUGAUGAGACAAAAAGAUUAAGAUGCAGAUUGUAUGCAGUACUAAAGAAAAAGCAGUCUACCAUUGUGGUCCUUGAAAAUAACUAUAAGCAUUUUAGUUAUUGUUAUAGAAAUAAAUUAUAAUUUUUUGCUGUUAAUAUAUUUUAAGUUUUUACAGUUGUGCUUCAUUUGUGGUUUUGAUAUUCAUUGUAUUGUUGUUUGAAUAAGAAGUAUUAACAGUUUUUUAAUGUUGAAAUCAUGUGUUGUUUAAUUUUUGUACUUGAAUUCAAAUUCUUUGACAUUAAAUAUGUGAUGUUUCUAA